AUGGUGGAGGUUGAACCUUCGUACAUCGGUGCGACUCAAGGACUUUGUGGGAUAUAUAACGGCAACCAAGCAGAUGACUGCUACACACGAGGAGGCAUGCCUAUUGACAACAUGGAUGAAUUUGGAAACAGCUGGAAGGCUAGUGCCUGUCCAGAUGUACAUACAGGGCUGACUCUCAUCAGCCCAUGCGACCUGGUGACACCACGAACUGGCCAAGCAAACAGACUGUGUGCCGUUAUAAAAAGCAGUGUCUUUGCGAAUUGUCAUCCUGAGGUGGACCCUGACUUCUACUUUGAAAAGUGCAGAGAUGACACCUGUAGAUGUGAAAGAGGGCUAAGUUGCACCUGCGAAUCUGUUGCCCACUAUGCCUACUUGUGUAAGAAGUGCGGCCACAUCAAUAGCUGGAUAGAUGCUCCAGAACUCGAAGGCGCUUGCAGUGUGACCUGUCCACCUGGGAAAGUUUACCAGGAAUGUGGAAGUUCCUGCGGCCGCACGUGCAGAGAACUCGCCGAAGAAGACCACCUGUGUGACGAUCAAUGUGUCGACGGCUGCAACUGUCCUCCAGGCCAAUACGAAACCCCGGAGGGUACAUGUGUGUUCAAGCGAGACUGCCCUUGCUACUUCGAGGGACGCCAGUGCUACAACGGCGAAGUGAUGUGUACCAGUCCUGGGGGUGAACCAGAAAGUUGUCCCGAGGGUCAGAAUUACAUUGACUGUAGCGCACCGGAGCACGCCAACACCCAGGGUGCAGCCUGCCAGUCGACUUGUGAGACGCUGGGCCAGGAAUCACUCUGCUUUGCAACAACAUGUGUCUCAGGAUGCGUCUGCCCGGGGAACCUAGUGAAGGAUGGCGACAGAUGUGUAGAACCGGAAAACUGCCGGUGUCGCUACGGAGGCCACUGGUAUGAGAGGGAUGACUUUGUGAUCAAGGAAUGCAACACCUGUUAUUGCAAUGGAGGAAUGUGGAACUGCACAUUUAAGCAGUGUGAUGGCACCUGCACGAUCUACGGAGACCCCCACUACUUUACCUUUGAUGGAAUAAGAUUCAGGUUCCAGGGAGACUGUGGCUAUGUGUUAGCUACGGAUCACUGCCAUAACCAAACGGGCCGGUUCAGGGUGGUUGCUGAGAAUGUUCCUUGUGGCACCACCGGCGCAACCUGUGCCAAGUCUAUCACCAUCACCCUCCAGCUCUUGGAGAUCAUCCUGGAACCAGACAAAGAACCGUUCACCCGAGCCGUGGCAGGCUCCCUGUAUGGAUUCACACAAUUUAACUGGAGAAUCUUUUCCAUCGGUUUCUUCACCAUUGUGCAGGUGGAUAUUGGUCUUACAAUCAUCUGGGAUAGGGGGACAAGAAUCAGGAUCAAGCUGUCACCCCACCACCAGGGAAAAGUAUGCGGGAUGUGUGGUAACUUUAACAACAACCCCAAUGAUGACUUCACAACUCGCAACCAAGACCCGGUUUCCACUGGCUACCACUUUGGCAACAGCUGGAAAAUAUCGUCGGCUUGUCCAGACCAAACAAAGGUCAUUUCUCCAUGUGAGCGCAACCCUCAUCGUGAACCUUGGGCUCGGCGGCACUGCAGUAUCAUUGUGAACGAGGAGCUCUUUGGCAGCUGCCAUAGUGUGGUCAACCCCAAGCCAUACUACGAUGCUUGUGUUUAUGACACAUGCGGAUGUGACAGCGGUGGUGAUUGCGAAUGCUUCUGCACAGCUGUUGCUGCAUUUGCUGACAAAUGUAGUACGUACGGCUUCCACGUGCGCUGGAGAACUCAAGAAAUAUGUCCUACACAGUGUGAGGACCUGAACGUAGACGAUGAGUGUGAGUGGCACUAUGACCCAUGUGGGACAGCCUGCCCGCCGACGUGUGAGGACCCAUGGCCUGAGUGCCAUUAUGGUGAAGAAUAUUCCCUAGGAAUAUCCUGCUACCAGAUUGGACCAGAAGAGGCUAGUUAUCACGAUGCAAAAAUAUACUGUGCUGCUAACGGUGGCAUCAUGGUGACUCUAUCAUCUGCAGAUGAAGUGGGAUUUGCGAUGGACAAUUUUGGAGGUAACACAUUCUUUGUGAAUGCACACUGGUCAACAGCACAGAAUGCCUGGCUUUUGGACGACGGGACACCUGCCAGCCAACUCGACCCGCUAAAUCCGCCUGACGGUUCCUCUACCGAGAAAUGCCUGGUGAUGAUGAAUGGACUACUCACUGCUGCAUCUUGUGACGAUGCAUAUCAAUUCAUCUGCGAAAACACCGGGACGCCAGGAGCAGAGGACGAAGACGACGAGGCAGCACGAGACGAAGGAUUUGACAUCUGUGACGAACCCAUGGAUAUCGAGUGUCGUAACGUACGCACGGGAGACGUACUGGAGAAUGGAGAAACCUCAGAUGGCCUUAGCUGUACCUUAGAGCAUGGUGCUCAAUGUUCAUAUGACUGUGAAAAUUAUGAAGUACGGUACCGAUGUUGCCACGUCAUGCCGCAAUGUACAACAACAGUAGCACCCACAACUGCAGCACCACCCACCACAACUGCUGCACCACCCACAACUACUGCAGCACCACCCACCACAACUGCAGCACCACCCACCACAACUGCUGCACCACCCACAACUACUGCUGCACCACCCACAACGACUGCAGCACCACCCACCACUACUGCAGCACCACCCACCACUACUGCAGCACCACCCACCACUACUGCAGCACCACCCACAACAAUAUGUGAACCUCAGUUGGUUUGGUCUCCCUGGAUAGAUCUGCACUGUCCUCCAACAAUAUGUCAGGAUGACGUGGAAGAUUCCCUUGGAUUAUCCUGCUAUCACCUUCCACCAGAAGAAUUCACAUAUCCACAAGCAAAAAUAUACUGUGAGAUGAUCGAUGGUGGCACUGUGGUGAUUCUGGACAGUCCGGAUGAAGCGGUAUAUGUAAUGGAACUAUUUGAUGGUGAGGUAUUCUUUGUGAACGCACACUGGUCAACAGACGAGGAGAAAUGGCUCUUGGAUGAUGGGACACCUGCUUUCGAGGGGUACCCGAUAGAUGUGCCUCCAGGUUCCUCCGAUACGCCAUGCCUCCUAAGUAUGAAUGGAGUACUUACUCCAGCCACUUGUGACGAGGCAAGGAAUUUCCUUUGUGAACUACCAGGAACACCGGGUCCAGAGGAUGAAGACGAUGAGACAGCACGAGAUGAAGGAUAUGACAUCUGUGAAAAUCCCAUAGAUAUUCAGUGUCAAAACCUGAUCACCGGUGAAAUACUGGAGAAUGGAGAUGUGGGGUCAGAUGGCCUUGUGUGCACCUUAGAGGAUGGUGCUCAAUGUGACAACAACUGUGACAACUAUCAAGUCAGAUACGAAUGUUCGUAUCCAAUGCCAGAAUGUACAACACCGGCACCACCCACAACUACUGCAGCACCUCCCACAACAACUGCAGCACCACCCACAACAACUGCAGCACCACACACAACUACUGCAGCACCACCCACAACGACUGCAGCACCACCAACAACGACUGCAGCACCACCCACAACUACUGCAGCACCACCCACAACUACUGCAGCACCACCCACAACGACUGCAGCACCAACAACAACGACUGCAGCACCACCCACAACGACUGCAGCACCACCCACAACGACUGCAGCACCACCCACAACUACUGCAGCACCACCCACAACUACUGCAGCACCACCCACAACGACUGCAGCACCACCCACAACUACUGCAGCACCACCCACAACGACUGCAGCACCACCCACAACUACUGCUGCACCACCCACAACGACUGCAGCACCACCCACCACUACUGCAGCACCACCCACCACUACUGCAGCACCACCCACAACAAUAUGUGAACCUCAGUUGGUUUGGUCUCCCUGGAUAGAUCUGCACUGUCCUCCAACAACAUGUCCGUAUGACUUGGAACAUUCCCUUGGAUUAUCCUGCUAUCAGCUUCCACCAGAAGAAUUCACAUAUCCACAAGCAAAGAUAUACUGUGAGAUGAUUGCUGGUGGCACCGUGGUGAUUCUGGACAGUCCGGAUGAAGCGGUAUAUGUAAUGGAACUAUUUGAUGGUGAGGUAUUCUUUGUGAACGCACACUGGUCAACAGACGAGGAGAAAUGGCUCUUGGAUGAUGGGACACCUGCUUUCGAGGGGUACCCGAUAGAUGUGCCUCCAGGUUCCUCCGAUACGCCAUGCCUCCUAAGUAUGAAUGGAGUACUUACUCCAGCCACUUGUGACGAGGCAAGGAACUUCCUUUGUGAAAUACCAGGAACACCAGGUCCAGAGGAUGAAGACGAUGAGACAGCACGAGAUGAAGGAUAUGACAUCUGUGAAAAUCCCAUAGAUAUUGAGUGUGAAAACCAAAACACCGGUGAAAUACUGGAGAAUGGACAGGAGGGGUCAGAUGGUCUUGUGUGCAGCUUAGAGAAUGGUGCUCAAUGUGACUACAACUGUGACAACUAUCAAGUAAGAUGGUUAUGUUCCUAUCCAAUGCCACAAUGUACAACAACUGCACCACCAACCACAGCACCACCACCCACAACUACUGCAGCACCACCACCCACAACUACUGCAGCACCACCACCCACAACUACUGCAGCCCCACCACCCACAACUACUGCAGCACCACCACCCACAACAACUGCAGCACCACCACCCACAACUACUGCAGCACCACCACCCACAACUACUGCAGCACCACCACCCACAACUACUGCACCACCACCACCCACAACUACUGCACCACCACCACCCACAACUACUGCACCACCACCACCCACAACUACUGCACCACCACCACCCACAACUACUGCACCACCACCACCCACAACUACUGCAGCACCACCACCCACAACUACUGCAGCACCACCACCCACAACAACUGCAGCACCACCACCCACAACUACUGCAGCACCACCACCCACAACUACUGCAGCACCACCACCCACAACAACUGCAGCUCCACCCACAACAGGACCACCCCCAACCACAAUAUGUGAACCUGUAUGCUUAUGGACCGAGUGGAUAGACACACACUGCCCCCCAACAGAGUGUGCAGAUGACAAUGACAUGUCCUUGGGAGAAGAAUGCUAUCAUUAUGAAACGGAGGAAGAGGACAAGGAAUCUGCAGAGUUGAUUUGCCAGCAAGGUGGUGGAAGCUUGUUGACUCUGUCGUCCCCAGAUGAAUAUGGUUUCAUAAUGGAUACGUAUGGAGAAAAUACAUUCUAUGUGGGAGCCCAGUGGACAGAUGGAGCUUGGGCUUGGGACGAUGGAACCACUGAGGGAUUGGACCUUCUUGUUCUGCUUGAGGUUCCUAACGGGAGUGAUGCUGAACCUUGUCUAAUGAUGAUGGCUGGAGAUCUUAUAGCCACGUCCUGUGAUGUUGCACUUGAAUUCAUCUGUGAGACACCUGGAGAACUAGGUGAAGAGGUCGAAGAUGACGAAUCAGCACGAGAAAAUGGAUACGACCUUUGUGAAGAACCGAUGGACAUUGAGUGCCGAGAAGUAGGAGACGAUUACGUGCUAGCGGAUGGAGGCAUGUCAAUGGAUGGUCACACCAUAUGCUCCUUAGAAACCGGUGCCUACUGUGAAUACAACUGUUCAAACUAUGAAGUACGCUACAAGUGUUGCCAUGCAAUGACAGAAUGCACAACGCCUGGACCAACCACUACACCACCCACAACAGCAGCACCCACCACUGCAGCCCCCACAACUGCGGCACCGACCACAGCAGCACCCACCACUGCAGCCCCCACAACUGCGGCACCGACCACAGCAGCACCCACAACUGCGGCACCGACCACAGCAGCACCCACAACUGCGGCACCGACCACAGCAGCACCCACAACUGCGGCACCCACAACUGCGGCACCCACAACUGCGGCACCGACCACAGCAGCACCCACAACUGCAGCACCCACAACUGCGGCACCGACCACAGCAGCACCCACAACUGCAGCACCCACAACUGCGGCACCGACCACAGCAGCACCCACAACUGCGGCACCGACCACAGCAGCACCCACAACAGCAGCACCCACAACUGCGGCACCGACCACAGCAGCACCCACAACUGCAGCACCCACAACUGCGGCACCGACAACUGCAGCACCCACAACUGCGGCACCGACCACAGCAGCACCCACCACUGCAGCCCCCACAACUGCGGCACCGACCACAGCAGCACCCACAACCACUGCAGCACCACCCACCACAAUAUGUGAACCUAUACUUGAAUGGUCUGAAUGGAUUGAUACACACUGCCCUCCUACAGUAUGCGAGGAUGGUGUGGAACUUUCGCUAGGACUGUCCUGCUAUGAGAUUGGACCAACUGAUGCAGAUAACUAUACUGAUGCAAAUAUAUACUGUGCUGCUAACGGUGGCUUCGUGGUGACUCUUUCAUCUGCGGAUGAAGUGGGAUAUUUAAUGGAGCAGUUUGGUCAGGACACAUUCUAUAUAAAUGCACAAUGGUCAACAAGUGACAACAAAUGGCUUUUGGAGGACGGUUCCCCUGCUGACAUGCUGGAGCUGCUAGAUGUGCCAGAUGGAAGCUCUUCCACGCCAUGCCUGAUGAUGAUGGAUGGAGAACUCACUGCUGAAUCUUGUGACAUUGCUACUCAAGUCAUUUGCGAGAGCACAGGAACACCAGGUCCAGAGGAUGAAGACGAUGAGUCAGCACGAGAUGAAGGAUAUGACAUCUGCGAAAAUCCCAUAGAUAUUGAGUGUCAAAACCUAAACACCGGUGAAAUACUGGAGAAUGGAGGGGUGGGGUCAGAUGGCCUUACGUGCACCUUAGAGGAUGGUGCUCAAUGUGACUACAACUGUGACAACUGGCAAGUCAGAUACGAAUGUUCCUAUCCAAUGCCACAAUGUACAACAACUGCACCACCCACAACAACUGCAGCACCACCCACCACAACUGCAGCACCACCCACCACAACUGCAGCACCACCCACCACAACUGCAGCACCACCCACAACAACUGCAGCGCCACCCACAACCACUGCAGCACCACCCACCACAAUAUGUGAACCUAUACUUGAAUGGUCAGAAUGGAUUGAUACGAACAAUCCUACAGUAUGCGAGGAUGGUGUGGAACAUUCGCUAGGAGAGUCCUGCUAUGAGACUGGACCCACUGAUGAAGAUAACUAUUCUGAUGCAAGUGCAUACUGUGAUGCUAAUGGUGGUGUCGUGGUGACUCUUUCAUCUCAGGAUGAAGUGGUAUAUUUAAUGGAGGAGUUUGGUGAUGACACAUUCUAUAUAAAUGCACAAUGGUCAACAAGUGACAACAAAUGGCUUUUGGAGGACGGUUCCCCUGCUGACAUCUUGGAGCUGCUAGAUGUGCCAGAUGGAAGCUCUUCCACGCCAUGCCUGAUGAUGAUGGAUGGAGAACUCACUGCUGAAUCUUGUGACAUUGCUACUCAAGUCAUUUGCGAGAGCACAGGAACACCAGGUCCAGAGGAUGAAGACGAUGAGUCAGCACGAGAUGACGGAUAUGACAUCUGUGAAAAUCCCAUAGAUAUUGAGUGUCAAAACCUGAACACCGGUGAAAUACUGGAGAAUGGAGGGGUGGGGUCAGAUGGCCUUACGUGCACCUUAGCGGAUGGUGCUCAAUGUGACUACAACUGUGACAACUGGCAAGUCAGAUACGAAUGUUCUUAUCCAAUGCCACAAUGUACAACAACUGCACCACCCACAACUGCAGCACCACCCACAACAACUGCAGCACCACCCACAACAACUGCAGCACCACCCACAACAACUGCAGCACCACCCACAACUACUGCAGCACCACCAACCACAACUGCAGCACCAACCACAGCAGCGCCAACCACUGAAGCACCAACCACGGCUGCACCAACCACUGCAGCACCAACCACAGAAGCACCUACCACUGCGGGACCCACAACAUUAGUACCCACAACAUUAGUACCUACAACUGUGGCACCCACAACCACUUGUGCCGAUACCUGUAACGUCUUACACCUGCCUUCUCUUUAUACCAGUAAGAAAUGGUUUUACACUGUUGGCACCACAUGGACUGUUCAGAAUUGCUUUACAUACACCUGCUCAGACUGUGGUGAGAUUAUUGUCGACGAGCCUGAAUGUCCACCCCCUCUUGGUGGUCUCUGUCAAAAUGGCAAGAUUCCGCUAUAUUUCAGCGACGGAUGCUGUACACAUUUUGCUUGUGGAUGUGAAUGCAUCGGUUGGGGAGACCCUCACUACCAGGGCAUGGAUGGAGGUUAUUUCCCAUUCCAAGGUGCUGGCGAUUUCGUCCUUUCCCAGUCGACUGCAAACGACCUCUUUUCUAUCAUUGGCACCAAUGUCGACUGCAGAACUCUACCCAACGCUAACUUCUUCUACCACAAUAGUCCCUACGGUCCAGACGAUGUUGUUACCUGCACAUCCGCCAUUACCCUUCAUUACGGGGGGCACGAAUUCAAGGUUGUUCAUCAAAACCUUCAGAUGUACAUUGAUGGCUCACCAACAGCAUGGGGUACCUACAGAGUAGGUGGUGUGGAAGCCAUCCGAAAGUUUGGGAAUGUCGAUGUCUGGUUUUGGAUCGAGCAAUAUGGAAUCUUCGUCCAGUACAGCAACCUGGGCUACAAGGUCACCAUCCGAAUAGAGCCAGGAGACCUAGCAGCUUAUGGCAUAGAUGGUCUUUGCGGGACUUGUAAUAACAAUCAGACCGAUGAUUGUUCGGAGGUCAACCCGGAGGAGUGUGGUUGUGAGUACCUGGUAGAGAACGGACUCGCUCACAAGAAUGACUGCAUUGCGACCACACCACCCCCACCGAAUGAGAACUGCACGCAUCUCGUGGAUGUCUGCGAUGAAUACCUCAGUGCAAAUCCCAUAAGGAACUCACUAAUGGAGGAGUGCUUCAAGUUUGUGGACCCUGAGGUGUUCCGUCGAGCCUGUAGAUAUGAUGUGGCUCAUUGUGUAUCCGAGUGCGAGUCAAUUGAAGCCUUUGCCACCACCUGUUUCGAAGAAUCCAGACGCCAGAACGAGCCCAUAUGCAUCGACUGGCGGUCCGAGUUACCACAUUGCUCAUUGAACUGCUCCGAAAGUCUGGUCGAGCGGUCUUGUACGUGCCAGACAACGUGUGACGCACCGGACGACCACUGUGAUGACGCCGACAUGAUACAAGAUGGCUGCUUCUGUCCAGAUGGGUAUUUGUUUGACGAGGACACCAACCAAUGUGUUCCUGAAGAGGAAUGCCUUCACUGUGUGGACGACCAAGGCAACCCUGUACCGAUUGGCUCCACAUGGGUGCCAGGAGGUGAUAGUUGCCAGAUCUGCACUUGCCAUGGUCCCAACUACUUUGACUGUGAGUAUAAGGAAUGUGUACCAGUUGAGCAACCAGUCUGCGAAGGACUCUGUAAAAUCAAGAGGAAUGUGGACAAUUUUGACCCCUGCUGCCCAGAGUAUGAGUGUGCCUGUGAAGUGCCCUGUGACGUCCCACCUGUUCCCGUGUGUGGUUAUGGGUAUGUUGCAAUCAAUGUACAGAGCCCAGACGACUGUGGCCCAAUCUAUGAAUGCAUUUGCGACAACAGUACUUGUGACCCGACCUUGCCAGAAUGCAAUCAGUUUGAGGAGCUACAAAUAACCGACACCGACUGUUGUAACAUUUACGAAUGUGUGUGCGUCGGUUGCCCGCCACUACCAGAAAUAUCAUGUGAAGAUGGUUAUGAACCAGUGGAAGUGCCUUUCAACUUUGGUUGUAACUGCUCUACUCUUGAAUGCCAACCACUACCAGACUACUGCAUCUAUGAGGAUUCUGACUUUGUUGAUUACAUCACACAACUUGGGAUUCCUCUUCCUCCCGGCAUAGAUAUCGGCCAAACAUUCUACGAGCCGGGAGACAUAUGGCAGGCAGCCUUUGGAUGUGUGGAAUGCACCUGUCUGGAAACAGUGGAAGAUGAAAACCAUGAACAUGGCGGUCGCCUGCAUGAAAUCGAAUGUUACCCCACAGAAGAUUGCGAUACAACGUGCCCAGAACCAUGCACGGCAUAUACGCCAAGCACAAUACCGGGGACGUGCUGCGGAACGUGUGAACCUAUUCCUUGCUGCGUAGUUGGAUUGGAUGGCGGGGAAACAUUCUAUGGCGUAAAUGACACCUAUGGACUUCCGGGAGACAAUUGCACCGUGUGUGAAUGCAUUGAAAUUGUGGCACCUCCCUUCAGCCACCCUACGGUGAUGGAGACUUGUAUGCCGCAUAUUUGCUUGCCUGAACCUGAACUACCUGGGUUCUGUUACCACGAUCCAUACACUGUUGAGACCUACACUGAGGGAGGACCCGAAGGAUUCUGUUGUGUGAAGCACAACUGUUUCAGAAGGGAGGGCACACCAGAGGAAUCAUGCCAGCCAUACAACUAUACCGAUAAUAUUCACUAUUCGACUGAGGAUGAAGAUGGUCAUGAGCUUGACUGUGUCAGUACAGCAAAAGUACUGCACACCUACUGUGAGGGUCAAUGCACUACCCAAGCCACUCUUCACACAUCACCACCACAUUGCCCGCCUGACUGGCACUCAGAUGACGGUAUCAGCUGCUACAAGAUCAUACACGAAGAACGUGAUUACCAAGGUGCAGCGGACAAAUGCGCAGAGUUAGACGGACGGCUUGCAAGCUUUUGGACUGCAGACAAGGAGGCAUACCUGCUGCAGCUGUUGGCAAAUUAUACAGGCACACAAGAUCUCUGGGUGGGCUUGGCGAUUGACCCGGACACAGGAGUAUGGACAUGGACUGAUGGAAUGGAAGCUGAACCUAACACGAACUGGGCGUCCAUCACCGAAGCAAUCGAUGGAGAUAUCUGCGCAGCGGUCACGCCUGCUGGCGUUUUCGUUUCUAGGGACUGCCUCUGGUCCUUCCCAUUCAUCUGCGAACGUGCGCCAACUACUAAGGUGAGGGACCUGUGCCGCUGCUGUACUGCCAGUACUUUCGAGGAAGAGGAUGUCCCCAUGUACUGUAGUAGUUCCAGUCCCACUGGUGAAGACAAGUCCUUCUACUUCAGUCACCGCAUCAUCACCGAAUGUGUCUGUGAAGAACACUACUGUGAGGAUGAAGAUGAGCAUGAAGUUCCCUUGGGCUAAAUGAAGACUGACGAUACGCGCAUAACGUAAACGGACCCGUAUAACGAGCUACGACUACGAUUUGAACAAAACGGACCGGUAUAACGAUUUUACGACCAUGAAUUAACCUAAUCGGACUGAUAUAACGAGAGAAGACCACGGCGAAACCACGUGCGGACCAACAACGAUUAUCGGAAAACAUGCUGUUUGACAGGAUUGCUGGCUAAGAUCUACAAAACUGAACCUCAACUGUUUCUUUUCUCCCCAUCAAAUCAAAUGUUGUAUCUUUAUGAUGCAACCUCACUUCACAUACACUGAUGUAUUACUCUCUUCCUAACUCAGUAAUUCAUACCUAUAUCAUUUUAAUCUCAAUUAUUUCUCUAAAAAGGUAUAUAGACCUUCCCUUCCUGGUCUACUCAUACCACAGUUCGCGCCAACUUCUUCUUUAAAAAACUAAUCUCACUCGAGGUACCGAAUGGCUUGGUUGAAAGACUUAAUGUCCUCAGCAUGUUGAAUUUUAUCAAUUUAUUUUUUGUAGUUGCCUAGGAUGAGUUGCCUAUAGUCAUAGGAGUGAAGGUUGACUUUGAAGAGAUGAACACAUCAUGAUGAGACCAGAAGGUUGCAAAAAAAUAAAUCAUAAGCAUAAAAAAACAUGUCAACAUCUGAUGAAGAGCAACUUAGAAAUGGUUGUAGUAAACUUGAAAACAUCUGACGAUUGAAUAUGAGCAUCACUCAAAGAUACGGUAGACGAUUGCAAAUAUUUGCUUCAUUCUGCAUUGUUGGAAAAAAAGAUACACAAAUAAAACAAGUAACCCGGAUUUAAGCAAUGUAGAAAUAACUGGAAAUGUGAAAUAAUCAAGGACAAAAAAACAACAAGCAGGUAACGCAAAUUGUAGGAACAUGGCAAACCAACUGUAAAAUGGCUGGGAUACAAGUGUGUAUAAGGCUUCUGUCACAAUAACAUCACGUGGCAAAGUGUCAGUCAAAGAGGAGAGAGCAGGAUUUUGGGCAGGAUCGGCGAUUUGGGCAGGAUCGCCAACUAAGAACUGAACAUGUUAGUCUGUAGAUAACAUCUGGAAUGCGUUAUACUUUGACAUUGAGACAAAGGGCUUCCUAGAAUGGCCCCCAAAGAAUGUAUUUGAUACAGAUCAUUAUAUACACUGAUGUGCAAUCAACAAAUAUAUGCUACGAUCUUGAGAGGUUAGAGAGAAUAGACAUGUUGCUUGUCAUUUCCUACACUGCGAUAGAAUUUCAAUGGUAUCAGCGUAUCUUUCUCAAAGGUAUUUCAUUUAUUUCUUAAAUAUCGGUGCUGAAAAGUUAUCGAAGGUAGGAAUGAUUCCAACGGACAUGGAUAACCAGGAUUUGAAUACUAAAUUUCAAAAGUUGCUAUGAUGUCCCACAUAUCAUAUCAUGAUAACUAUCUUAGAAGUUCAUACAAUAUAGUAUUUCAUCACCUAAACCAAUGGAAUUUCAUAGCCUUACACUGACUUUCUUCCACACAAAUACUGUACAAAUCCUGGUCACAAAAGAGCACCGUAGUUAACGUUCUUCUAGGCAUUAGAAUAAAAGCGCAAGCAUCAAAUAUAAUGUCUUCAGUCUC
Molecule: messenger RNA, 12652 nt
Organism: Branchiostoma floridae (Florida lancelet)
Lineage: Eukaryota; Metazoa; Chordata; Leptocardii; Amphioxiformes; Branchiostomatidae
Product: mucin-5AC-like
Exons: 67
Coding region: 1-11073 (3690 amino acids)
Cellular component (GO): extracellular matrix
Molecular function (GO): protein binding
Source: RefSeq, a predicted model, not a curated record